Molecule: messenger RNA, 828 nt
Organism: Cynocephalus volans (Philippine flying lemur)
Lineage: Eukaryota; Metazoa; Chordata; Mammalia; Dermoptera; Cynocephalidae
Gene: RANGRF
Product: RAN guanine nucleotide release factor
Exons: 5
Coding region: 127-687 (186 amino acids)
Biological process (GO): regulation of sodium ion transmembrane transporter activity; protein import into nucleus; heart contraction
Cellular component (GO): nucleus
Molecular function (GO): guanyl-nucleotide exchange factor activity; transmembrane transporter binding; sodium channel regulator activity
Source: RefSeq, a predicted model, not a curated record
GAUGCGCCGGGAGCUGAGCGAGGCCGCAGGCGGCGGUGGCGGCCGCGAACUCCAGGGAGGUGAUGCCACGUGGCCCCGUUUGGGUUUCUUUUAAACCUCUAAUGUCCAGACCCUGGUCCCAGGGCCAUGGAACCCACGCGAGAGUCUCCACUGUUCGGGGGCGCCUUCUCCGCCAUCCUCCCCGCCGGGGCAAUAGAUGUUAGCGACCUCCGAUCGGUCCCUGACAAUCAGGAAGUUUUCUGCCAUCCCGUGACCGACCAGAGCCUGAUCGUGGAACUCCUGGAGCUGCAGGCCCACGUGCGGGGCGAGGCGGCUGCGCGGUACCACUUUGAGGAUGUUGGCGGGGUGCAGGGGGCUAGGGCUGUGCAAGUGGAGUCUGUGCAGCCCCUCAGUCUGGAGAACCUGGCCUUGAGGGGCUGCUGUCAAGAAGCCUGGGUCCUCUCUGGCAAGCAACAGAUAGCUAAGGAAAACCAGCAGGUAGCAAAGGAGGUGACACUGCACCAGGCAUUGCUGCGGCUACCCCAGUACCAGACUGAUCUCUUGCUCACCUUCAAUCAACCCCACCCUGACAACAGGUCAUCUCUUGGCCCUGAAAAUCUGUCACCUCCACCCUGGAGCCUGGGUGACUUUGAACAGCUGGUGACCAGUCUGACCCUUCAUGAUCCCAACAUCUUUGGUCCCCAGUAAAGACGCUGAAGCACUGCAUGAUGCUGCUGAGGACUUGGGGACUCAGUACCAUGAGGGGAAGAAGAGGUUGAAUAUCUGGGUUUCCUCUUAUUUCUUCCCUGUGUGUAACAUAAGACACCUCCUCUCUGUAGAAAUAAACUU